Molecule: messenger RNA, 2058 nt
Organism: Charadrius vociferus (killdeer)
Lineage: Eukaryota; Metazoa; Chordata; Aves; Charadriiformes; Charadriidae
Gene: LEKR1
Product: leucine, glutamate and lysine rich 1
Exons: 16
Coding region: 1-2058 (685 amino acids)
Source: RefSeq, a predicted model, not a curated record
AUGCAGCCAUGGGUUCUGACCCUCCCUGUGACCUCUGGCAGCUUCCCUGACCCAGCUGCGGAGUUUCGGGAAGCCAUGGAGCGGCACGUCCCCAUUCACGCGCUGCCCGAGGAGAUCCGAAAGAUGUCCCGGGAUGAGACAGUGUGUAAAUACUGUGGAGUCAGCUAUUUGAUACUUCAUGAAUUUAAGGUGAUGGAAGAAAAAGUAAAAGCAAUGGAAAAGGAGAUUAAAUUUUAUGAAGGAAGUAUAGAACGGGAAAAAGGACUUCAAGCAGAAUUGCAGUCUCUUUACCAAGACCUUGAACACUAUCGAGGUGACAAUGAAUCAAAAACAGAAAGAAUAAAAAACCUAACAAUGGAACUUAAAACCAAACAAGAUGAAUUAAAAAAUGUGAAAGAAGAUUUGCGGUAUUUCCAAGAAGAAAAGGAAGCUGCCUAUAAGCAAUCACAAGUGCUCAGAAGUGAACUAGACAGUAUUAAAGAAGCAAUCUCCAGUAAUCUAGAGAACUGGGCUGCCCUGAAGGAAGAAAUUUUUCUACAAAUAAAAACUGUUAGCAAAGAAGCUUUGACAGUGGAGAAGAUACCCAAAUUGAACCAAAGAUUAGCAAAAUCCCAAAGAGAGAAUGAAUGCCUCCAAGAGAAGGUAAAACAUCUGACGGUGGUGGCCGACACGGUUGAGCUGAAAACUCAACAGCUUCAAACUUCGCUUCAGCAAGGGAAUGAGCUACAAAGUAGGUGCCGUGAACUACAAAAGGAAACGUUAGAUUUAACAAAUCAAGUAGAGACAAUCGGACUGAAGCUGCAGAAAGUAACGGCCGAGAUGGACCACUACAAAAAGCUGUUAAUGGUGAAAUCGACGGAAUUUGAUGCCUGUCAAAAUGAGCUGAAAAAAAUGAAAUAUGAAAAUGGAAUUUCUGAGUCAAGACUUACGAAGGAGCUGAAGGAAAAGGAGGAAUCUCUUCUGAUUUGCCAACAAGUAUGCAAACGUUUACAGGAGGAGAUGGCUGAGAAGGAAAGGAAAGAAGAAGAUCUAAAAAGAAGAACCGGUCGAUCAGAAAGUGAACUGGAAGCGCUUAAAGCUCUUCUUAAACAAACAGAGGAGGAGGUGGUGAUGUUGAAACAAGAAAGGGAGUUAAUGCUGAUUUCUCAUCAGAACAGAACAGAGCAGCUGCAGGAAACAUUAAGACAGAAGAUGCGGAAUGAAGAUAACUGGAGGGAGAAGAUGGAGAUCGAUCUGGCUAAAGGUGAAGCGCGGCACAAAGAAGCAAUUCUUAAAGUCAAGGAGGAAGCGAGAGUGGAACUAGACAUUGAGAGACAAAAACAGCAAGAACUAAUCACAAAAUAUCAGAGAGAUCACGAAGAGCUCCAGAAGAAGAUACCAGGAUUAAUAUCCAGUGCUACCAGUAGCUUAAGGGUGGAGACAGAAAUUCUUGAAAAGAAGCUACAAGAUGCCCAGACCAAACUUGCAGAGAAAGAUGAAGAUAAGGAAAAAGAAAUUCAGAGCCUUAAAAGACUAAUUACCGAACUCGAAUUUCAGCUGACAGUGGAAAAGAACAAUAAUGAAUCAUUUCUGGAUAAUAUGAGGAAAGAAAUUAAACACAAGUCAGAUGAACUGGAAAAAUUAACCCAGGAGAGGACACAGCUGAUUCACAAUUUGAGUCAGGUUCAAGAAGAGAACACCCUUCUCCAGGAAACGGUGCGCAGAGAGUGUGAGGAACGCUAUGAGCUGACUGCAGCUUUGACUCAAGCCAGGGAACAAGUACUGGAACUCAAAAAGCUGAGUGGAAACUUCCCGUUAUCGCCGUGUUCCCCGGCUCGGGGCUGCCUAACCUCCCCUGCUGCCCUGCUGCCUGCUUACGGACAGAAGAGCCGCACGAGCCCCGGCGCUGGGAAGGAAUCAAUCUCUCCGGACAGUUUGGUGACCCAGGCCACCCGCUCUCUGAGAGCUGCACUCAGCGGCGACGAGAGCAAACAGAACCACGGGGACCUGGUGGCCACUUCUGCCGCUUCCAGCAGUCCUGGCGUCGUUUGUUCAUGUGAUGGCACCAUCGAGCCGUAA